This is a messenger RNA of Tachysurus vachellii, 1798 nucleotides long. It is a transcript of the gene alg8, whose product is annotated as ALG8 alpha-1,3-glucosyltransferase. Gene Ontology annotation, molecular function: dolichyl pyrophosphate Glc1Man9GlcNAc2 alpha-1,3-glucosyltransferase activity. Bases 47 to 1615 code for a protein of 522 amino acids. The record is from RefSeq and is a predicted model, not a curated record. Lineage: Eukaryota; Metazoa; Chordata; Actinopteri; Siluriformes; Bagridae. The transcript is spliced from 13 exons. Gene Ontology annotation, cellular component: endoplasmic reticulum membrane. Gene Ontology annotation, biological process: protein N-linked glycosylation.
AGGUGUAUUUUAAAUAAAGUAAACUUUAUUGAUUCAGUAAACUGUCAUGGCGACGUCCACAAGCCAGAGUUGGAGCUGGUUUGUCGCUUUGGCUCUUGGAGUUUCUUUUCUGAAAUGUCUGCUCAUAAAUGCAUAUCACUCUACAGAUUUUGAAGUCCACCGGAACUGGCUUGCUAUCACUCACUCUCUGCCUGUGUCAAAGUGGUAUUAUGAGGCCACAUCAGAGUGGACACUGGAUUAUCCUCCCCUGUUUGCAUGGUUUGAGUUUGGACUGUCGCACGUCGGCAAAUACUUUGAUGCGAAGAUGCUGGUUGUUGAGAACCUUAAUUACUCCAGUCCUGCUACAGUGCUGUUCCAGAGACUUUCUGUCAUUAUAACUGACGUGGUCUUCAUUUAUGCAGUUAGCGAAUGUUGUAAAUGUUUACGGGAAGACAAAGGAAAGGAUCUGCUGGCAAAGCCGUCGUUCAUCCUGGCCACACUGCUGCUGUGGAACUGUGGUCUUCUCAUCGUUGAUCAUAUUCAUUUCCAGUACAAUGGCUUCCUCUUUGGAAUUCUUCUGCUAUCAGUUGCACGACAUCUUCAGAACAGACACUUUGAGGGAGCCCUACUGUUUGCCAUCCUCUUAAAUCUGAAGCACAUAUACCUGUACAUGGCUCCUGCUUAUGGAAUCUUCCUGCUCAGGUGUUUCUGCUUCACACAGAGUAACACAGAUGGCUCAGUGAGGUGGAGGAGUUUCAGCCUUUUUCGCCUAGUAGCUCUAGGAUUUAUUGUUCUGUCCACCUUUGCUGUGUCUUUUGGACCCUUUAUUAUCCUGGGUCAAAUGCCACAAGUGCUUUCCAGACUCUUCCCUUUCAAGCGUGGGUUAUGUCACGCUUACUGGGCCCCUAAUAUCUGGGCACUGUACAACAUUGCAGACAAAGCUCUAUCUGUCCUGGGUGUGAAAUUCAAACUGCUUGACCAGAACAAACUUCCCAAAGCCUCGAUGACUGGAGGUUUGGUUCAGGAAUUUCAACACUCUGUUCUUCCCCCCGUGUCUCCUCUAGUGACGCUUGCUUGUACUUUACUGACAAUCCUGCCUGUUCUGUUCAUUACAUGGCGAAGGCCUAACGGAGCCCGAGGUUUUCUGCGCUGCGUCAUCGUUUGUGCCCUGGGAUCUUUCAUGUUUGGUUGGCAUGUCCAUGAGAAAGCCAUUUUAAUGGCAAUACUUCCUCUAAGCUUGCUAGCGGUAGAGAGUAAGGAAGAUGCUCGAACCUUUCUGAUCCUCAGCACAACAGGCCAUUUCUCCCUCUUUCCGCUCCUCUUUACAGCCCCAGAGCUCCCUAUCAAAAUUCUCUUUAUGCUGAUGUUUACAGUCUUCAGUUUUACCUCAUUCAAGAAGCUUUUCAGUAAAGCAGGCUGGUUGGUGAACUCCAUGGAAGCUGUAUAUCUCCUGGGCCUGGUUCCUCUGGAGCUCAUCUGUGAGAUUGUUUACCCACUGACUAGCUGGCAGCAGACGCUUCCCUUCAUCCCUUUGCUUCUCACCUCUGUCUACUGCGCACUGGGAGUGGUUUACUGCUUCAUCAGACUCUACUUAUCAGUGUUCACUGUUCCAUUUAGCAAAGUGAAAGCCCAGUAAUAAAUAAAGGUUGUAGAUGCACUAAUCUGUUAUUACUUUUUGUUUACAAUGAUGUGACCAAUGUUACUUUGGACUCACUUUUGGGAAAGCAGUGUCUAUCAGUCUAAGGGUUUUUUUUAUUUUGAUACACAAUCAUUUUCUACUGAAUGUGAUAUUUUGAUUAAAGAACUAUACUUUCACGUU